Molecule: messenger RNA, 333 nt
Organism: Triticum turgidum subsp. durum (durum wheat)
Lineage: Eukaryota; Viridiplantae; Streptophyta; Magnoliopsida; Poales; Poaceae
Source: the annotation of a GenBank genome assembly
AUGAUUGAUUUGUCGGACAACGAGAUUGUGAGGCUCGAGAAUUUCCCUUUCAUGAAUCGCCUUGGCACUCUGUUAAUCAACAACAACAAAAUAACAUGUAUCAAUCCCAACCUUGGUGAGUUUUUACCCAAGAUGCAUACUUUGGUGCUGACGAACAAUCGCCUUACAAGUCUUGCGGAGAUUGACCCCUUGGCCUCUCUUCCAAAGCUGCAAUUUCUCAGCUUACUGGAUAAUACCGUAACUAAGCAACCAGAUUACCGGUUAUAUGUGAUCCACAAACUGAAGCAUCUGCGUUUGCUGGACUUCAAGAAAGUGAAUCAACAGUGCCAAUGA